This is a messenger RNA of Peromyscus maniculatus bairdii (prairie deer mouse), 5317 nucleotides long. RefSeq names its product pre-mRNA processing factor 40A (gene Prpf40a). NCBI's taxonomy places the organism in Eukaryota, Metazoa, Chordata, Mammalia, Rodentia, Cricetidae. Gene Ontology annotation, cellular component: U1 snRNP; U2-type prespliceosome. Gene Ontology annotation, molecular function: protein binding; RNA binding. Gene Ontology annotation, biological process: mRNA cis splicing, via spliceosome. The record is from RefSeq and is a predicted model, not a curated record.
GAGGCGGAGGCCGGGGGCCAAUCGCCGCGGAGCUGCGUGUCGGUCGCGCGCUCUGAUUGGACAGCGGGGAAGCCCGUCAGUUUAUUGGCCCCACUGAUCCCGCCCCGGAGCUCAGGGCAGCCUUUACCCUUUGGCCCCAGCGGGCGCCAGCCACUCAGAUCGCUUCUUGUUGGUAUGUGUAGCGGCAGUGGCCGCCGACGGAGCAGUCUGAGCCCGACGAUGAGGCCGGGGACUGGAGCCGAGCGUGGAGGCCUCAUGGUGAGUGAAAUGGAGAGCCAACCUCCCUCGCGGGGUCCCGGGGACGGGGAGCGGAGAUUGUCCGGCUCAAACCUGUGCUCCAGUUCUUGGGUCUCUGCUGACGGCUUCCUGAGGAGACGGCCCUCGAUGGGGCAUCCUGGCAUGCAUUACGCACCAAUGGGAAUGCACCCUAUGGGUCAGAGAGCAAACAUGCCUCCUGUACCUCACGGAAUGAUGCCGCAGAUGAUGCCCCCUAUGGGAGGGCCUCCAAUGGGACAAAUGCCUGGAAUGAUGUCUUCUGUAAUGUCAGGAAUGAUGAUGUCUCAUAUGUCUCAGGCUUCCAUGCAACCUGCCUUACCGCCUGGAGUAAAUAGUAUGGAUGUAGCAGCAGGUGCAGCAUCUGGUGCAAAAUCAAUGUGGACAGAACAUAAAUCACCCGAUGGAAGGACUUAUUAUUACAAUACUGAAACAAAACAGUCUACCUGGGAAAAACCAGAUGAUCUUAAAACACCUGCUGAGCAACUCUUGUCUAAAUGCCCGUGGAAAGAGUACAAAUCUGAUUCUGGGAAGCCUUAUUACUAUAAUUCUCAAACGAAAGAGUCCCGCUGGGCCAAACCAAAGGAACUUGAGGAUCUUGAAGGAUACCAGAAUACCAUUGUUGCUGGAGGUCUUAUUACAAAAUCAAACCUGCAUGCUAUGAUCAAAGCUGAAGAAAGCAGCAAGCAAGAAGAAUGUACUACAACGUCAACAGCCCCAGUUCCUACAACAGAAAUUCCUACCACUAUGAGCACCAUGGCUGCUGCAGAAGCAGCAGCUGCUGUUGUUGCUGCUGCUGCAGCCGCUGCAGCAGCUGCUAAUGCCAAUACUUCCACCACACCUACUAACACUGUGGGAAGUGUUCCAGUUGCUCCUGAGCCUGAAGUUACUUCCAUUGUUCCUGCUGUUGUCGAUAAUGAAAAUGCAGUAACUAUAUCCAAUGACGAACAAGCACAAAUUGCUAAUGCCACAGCCAUUCAAGAUUUAAGUGGUGACAUUUCCAGUAACGCUGGAGAGGAACCAUCUAAACAAGAAACUGUAACCGAUUUUACUCCUAAAAAAGAAGAGGAAGAGAGCCAACCAGCAAAAAAAACAUACACUUGGAAUACAAAGGAGGAGGCUAAGCAAGCAUUUAAAGAAUUAUUGAAAGAAAAGCGGGUACCCUCUAAUGCUUCGUGGGAGCAAGCUAUGAAAAUGAUCAUUAAUGAUCCUCGGUAUAGUGCUUUAGCAAAGCUGAGUGAAAAAAAGCAGGCUUUUAAUGCCUAUAAAGUCCAGACGGAGAAAGAGGAAAAAGAAGAAGCAAGAUCAAAAUACAAAGAAGCUAAGGAAUCUUUUCAGCGUUUUCUUGAAAAUCAUGAGAAAAUGACUUCCACAACCAGAUACAAAAAAGCCGAGCAAAUGUUUGGGGAGAUGGAAGUUUGGAAUGCUAUAUCAGAGCGUGAUCGUCUUGAAAUCUAUGAAGAUGUUUUGUUCUUCCUUUCAAAAAAAGAAAAGGAACAAGCAAAGCAGUUACGAAAGAGAAAUUGGGAAGCCUUAAAAAACAUACUUGACAACAUGGCUAAUGUCACGUAUUCUACUACUUGGUCUGAAGCCCAGCAGUAUCUGAUGGAUAAUCCAACAUUUGCAGAGGAUGAAGAGUUACAGAACAUGGAUAAAGAAGAUGCACUAAUAUGCUUUGAGGAACACAUCCGGGCUUUAGAAAAGGAAGAAGAAGAAGAAAAACAGAAGACUUUGUUGAGAGAAAGGAGGCGGCAGCGUAAAAAUAGGGAAUCUUUUCAGAUAUUCUUAGAUGAACUACAUGAACAUGGACAACUGCAUUCUAUGUCCUCUUGGAUGGAACUGUAUCCAACUAUUAGUUCUGACAUUAGAUUCACUAAUAUGCUCGGUCAGCCGGUUUUUUCAUUAGGAUCAACUGCACUUGAUCUUUUCAAGUUUUAUGUUGAAGAUCUUAAAGCACGUUAUCAUGACGAAAAAAAGAUAAUAAAAGACAUUCUGAAGGAUAAAGGAUUUGUAGUUGAAGUAAACACCACUUUUGAAGAUUUUGUGGCAAUAAUAAGUUCAACAAAAAGAUCAACUACUUUGGAUGCUGGAAAUAUCAAGUUGGCUUUCAAUAGUUUACUAGAAAAGGCAGAAGCCCGUGAACGUGAAAGAGAAAAAGAGGAAGCACGAAAAAUGAAAAGAAAAGAGUCUGCAUUUAAGAGUAUGUUGAAACAGGCUGCUCCUCCAAUAGAGCUGGAUGCUGUCUGGGAAGACAUCCGGGAGAGAUUUGUAAAAGAACCAGCAUUUGAAGACAUAACUCUAGAAUCUGAAAGAAAAAGAAUAUUUAAAGAUUUCAUGCAUGUGCUUGAGCAUGAAUGUCAACAUCAUCAUUCAAAGAACAAGAAACAUUCUAAGAAAUCUAAAAAACACCAUAGGAAACGAUCCCGCUCUCGAUCGGGAUCAGAUUCAGAUGAUGAUGAUAGCCAUUCAAAGAAAAAAAGACAGCGAUCAGAGUCCCAUUCUGCUUCAGAACAUUCUUCUAGUGCUGAAUCUGAGAGAAGUUAUAAGAAAUCAAAAAAGCAUAAGAAGAAAAGCAAAAAGAGGAGACAUAAAUCUGACUCUCCAGAAUCAGAUACUGAACGAGAGAAGGAUAAGAAAGAUAAAGAUCGGGAAAGUGAAAAAGACAGAAGUAGACAGAGAUCAGAAUCAAAACACAAAUCACCUAAGAAAAAGACUGGAAAGGAUUCUGGUAACUGGGAUACUUCUGGCAGUGAACUGAGUGAAGGGGAAUUAGAAAAGCGCAGAAGAACCCUUUUGGAGCAACUGGAUGAUGAUCAAUAAAUUAUACCAAAUAUAUGUUUAUAGUAUGAUUUAAAGUCUAAUUCAGACCAGGGAUUAUUUUACGUUCAAUUUACAUAAUAACACUGGGUUUUAAUUGUGUCACAGGAAAAAAAAAAGUGCAUUUAUGUAUUGUUAUUGUGGACUUUAUAAAAGCAAAGGAAAUUGAAAAUAACUUGAUUCUGUAUCAAGAAUCAUAUUUUCCUACGGUCAUAACUGUCUUUCUGUGACCCUUUCCUAGGGCACUGCAGGAUGGAUUAAAAGUGGCAAUUUACUGAUAGCUGCAGACGUCUCUACUUUGUUCUAAGUCAUGAGGGGAUUUGAUUUACUUUAUAGAAGUUGGAUUUUGAAGAUACAGUGAACAUUUUUUUUGAUAAUGUAGUACAAAAAAAAGCACCAGCAACCCAUGAUAAGAAUGCUUUUUUGUGCACUACUGAACUGCUGAAAGCCAACGUGAUCUUUUAUGGUGAGCUCUUAAGAAAAGGUGUUUUUGAUGGAAACUUGGUAGACCUUUAACUGGCAGUGCUCAUGAACACUGCUGUAAUAAAGCCACCAUUAUUUUUAUGAAACAUCUGAAUACAUUUUAAAAAGGCUAUGAGGGCAUUAUUUUGAGCAUCUAUUUUGAGGUGAUGUUUUAAAAUAGCUAACAUCAAAUCAAAUUGUAAAUUAAAUAUAUUGCCUUAAGGACCUACUAAAGAAUGUGCCACCAAACUUUUGAGUGAUAGUUGAAAUAUCCUUGUAGUAGGGGGAAGAAAAAUCAAUGUUGACUUAAACAUUUUCUUUGAAUUUUUAAUCCAAUCUUUCUCUUUCACUUUUUUUUUUAAUUCCAUUGAGGAGGUUGUAAAUUGCCUUCCUUACUCACUGAGAAGUAUUGACUCCAUGGUACACAGUCUAAAGCAUUUCUGAUUUCAAUAUUUUUGUACAUUUUUAUCUAUUAUUAAACCUUCUCUUGUAGUGUGCACUAGUGUUUAUUUCUACAUAAACUACUCAGCUCUAAGGAAAUUGUAUGAUCAUUUACAAGAUAAUAAAUCCCUAAAAUUUUGUUUCAUCCUACCAAUGGUAGCUACAUUAAUUUCCUUUUAUAAUAUUUAUGAAUAUAAAUCUGUGCAUUUGAGGUCCUUAGUGUUUUCACUUAUAAAUUUCCUAUGGAAUAUUUUAGAAAGGCAAUGGCUUAAGAUAGAAUACUCUUUACAUGCUAACUUUUGAAGGUUAGUAAUGUGAUUUAUACUAUUUUCCUUCAGUGCAGGAGGGCUUUGGUUUUGUAUGUGUGUAUGUUUUUGUUUCUUUGUUUUUUUUAAGUAUUCAGCACUUAGUCUUCAGUAUUAGGUAUUAUCUUGGUUCUUUUAAUUUGGACUUGCUGAGAUUGUCUCUUUCAAGCUGAGAUUUAGAUAGAACAUGAAUUGUUUCAUUGCCCUUUAAAUGAGUUGGGACAGAUCAGUACAACUGUUUUCCCAUCCUGUCCAGUGUUUUAAUUAAAUCUAGUGGUCACUUUAAAAACUCAGAAAAGGGAGAUACUUUGUUUCUAAACUUCAUUGCCAUGUCAUUUUCUGUUAUGAAAUAAGACAUGACUUUGUGAAAAAGAUCAUUAUCUUUGAGGAAAUGUGAAAUAAUCAAAGUGCUUGCUUGAGAUUAGUUCCCCAUUAUAUGUCACUCAAAAUAUCUAACAACUUUGGCAACAGAACUUCCUUGAAUUUGAUUGUCAGAGGUCCCAAUUUAACAGUAGUCAAGAUUGCUAAUGAGUCUGAACACUUGACAUGGAGGUCAGAGAGAGUCUUUAAAUCAUGGAUAUGAUAUUGGGAGGUAAACCAGUAAUGUUUGAUAAGAAAAAUUAGAAUCUGUAAAACAUGUUUUAAUUCCAUGAAUAACUUUUAAAGUACAACUUUAAAUUUUUGAUAUAUUUGAAUAAAAAGCUAUUGAUGUGUUUUGUUUUAGCAUGUCCUCAAAAUAGAUUUCUGUAUUUCUUAUAAUUUCUUCAUAUUUUCAGAUACCUAUAAAACAUUAUAAAUUAUCCCUGCAGUUAACCUAUGCAAACCAGACAUAGCAAAAAAUAUAAGUGAUUAUCUUGAUUAAACAGAUUUUUAAAGGCAGUUCUUGUGUUACUGCGAACAGAUCAAUAUCAUAACAACCCUAUUGAUUUAAAUAGAAGUUUUAUCUCAGUGUAUUGAAUUUUUACUUUAGGAAACUGGAACUGUAAUAUCCUUGCUAUAAAACAUGUAAAUCAAGUCUA